This is a messenger RNA of Aureobasidium pullulans EXF-150, 459 nucleotides long. RefSeq names its product peptidyl prolyl cis-trans isomerase cyclophilin. The record is from RefSeq and is a predicted model, not a curated record. Bases 1 to 459 code for a protein of 152 amino acids. NCBI's taxonomy places the organism in Eukaryota, Fungi, Ascomycota, Dothideomycetes, Dothideales, Saccotheciaceae. Gene Ontology annotation, molecular function: RNA binding. The transcript has 2 exons.
AUGUCUGACGCACCAAGACCGAAAGCUACCGUGUUCGUCGGAGGUUUGACCUCUGCUGUCGACAGCCAUACUCUACACAACGCCUUCAUUCCAUUUGGUCCCAUCGUCAAUAUUUCACUACCCAAGCCGGAGCUACCAUCAAAUCCCGAACCUCACCGCGGCUUUGGAUAUGUUGAGUUUGAGAGCCCCCAGGAUGCCCAGGAGUCUAUAGACAACAUGGACCAGAGCGAACUUUUCGGUCGUGUGAUCAAGGUCAACCUAGCCAAGGAGCAAAAGGCCGAAGGAGAAGGCCUCGGAAGCAAAACUGCUAUCUGGGAACAGGAAGGAUAUCUUGCAAAGCACGCGGUCAGUGAUGAGGACCGUAUGGCUGCUCAAGGAGACGAAGACGGUCAAGAUGGCCCAAUGGAUCCUAUGCAAGGAUUGGAAGGUCUUGAUGUCGCCGGUCCUCAGCAAGCCUAA